Dioscorea cayenensis subsp. rotundata (Guinea yam) is the source of this 816-nucleotide messenger RNA. RefSeq lists its product as uncharacterized. The record is from RefSeq and is a predicted model, not a curated record. The transcript is spliced from 3 exons. NCBI's taxonomy places the organism in Eukaryota, Viridiplantae, Streptophyta, Magnoliopsida, Dioscoreales, Dioscoreaceae. The coding region runs from base 1 to 816 and encodes 271 amino acids.
AUGAUUGAAGACCCUGCAGAAGAUGAAGUGGGCACUCUAUCUUUGGAAGAAAACAUAGAAGAUGAAAUUGGUAAUAUCACAGCUGUUGAACCAACAAAUGAGUGGACUGAAUUAAGGAAUCAAAUGGCUGUGGACAUUAUGGACUCAGAAUCUCAACAAAGGGGUCGUGGACAAAAUAAACGAUACUGGACGGCAGAAGAAGACAAGGCUCUAAUUGAUGCCUUGGUUGAGCUUUCUGUCAAUCCCAUUUGGAGGGCUGAAAAUGGGUUUCGAGGUGGAUAUCUCCUUCAGUUGGAAAAAAUGAUAAAAGACAAAAUUCCACAGACCAUGUUGAAAGCUGUGCCGAAUAUUGAAUCCCGGGUAAAAUUAUUGAGAACUAAAACUACUGCAAUUGUUGAUAUCUUACGUGUUAGUGGGUUUGAUUGGAACUAUGAACGUAGUACCAUCAUGUGUGAGAAAAGUGCAUAUGAUGAAUAUGUCAAGGCACAUAAGGAAGCUGCUGGUUUGUAUGGGAAGUCUUUUCCAUUUUUCAAUUAUCUUGUUGCAGUUUUUACAAAAGAUAGGGCUUAUGGCAAUGCAAGGGCUGAUAUCGGAGAUGAGGCAAGACAGGUGGAAAAUGAGGACGAUAAUAUUUUCGAGGAGGAUGUGGGUUUUUCUCAAGUGUCUAUUGAGGAAUUUUCUAUGCCUUCUCAAGAAAAUGAUGAAACUCCAUUGGCAACACCUAUGGAAUCGAGCAAAGAUGUGACUCAAAGACAUCUACACAAAGAAAAAGAAAAGGAAUUCCAACAGAAUCAACUAUGGACCAAAUUUCAGUAA